UAUAUAUAUAGAUAGAGAGAGAGAGAGAGAGAGAGAGAGAGAGAGAGAGAGAGAGAGAGAGAGAGAUGGCAUCUGGUUGUCUGUUCAUUGAAAGCCUUAUAUUAAUGAAUUUUCCAGUGGGAGCGAACACUCCAUAAUAAGUCAUAAUACGUAUAUAGAUUAAUCCUGGAAAGGUCGUCAAUACGUGUUCCAGCAAUUAAUGAGUUCUUGAAGCUGUAAGUUACACCUGUGACUUAUCUCUCUCUCUGAUGUAUGGACUCAGUACUGUAUUUGAAUCGCAUUAUAGUUAUCAGUGAAUAAAAUGAGUAACAAAGAGUACCGCGUCGCUGCUGGGCUUUGGUUAGAACCUUUUCUAAUAAUAAGAAAGUCUUCAAGGUAAUGGGUGUCGCAGAAUUAAUAGAGUAUCACUUUUGAGUUAAGUUGUUAACUUCUGCGUUGUUUAACAAUAUGAAUAAACGAUAACACACGCACGUACAGUAGUAAAUGCUCAACUUUAUAUCAGCAUCAUCGCUUUCAGUAUAGAGUGACUUCUGUAUGUUAUAGCUGGCAGGGCCAACGCGGAAUCAGAGGAAUUUAUUUCUGGUGAUAGAAAUUCGUUUCUCGAUAUAGUGUGGUUAGGAUCCCACAAUAAGCUGCAGGUCCCGUUGCUAGGUGACCAAUUGGUUCCUAGCCACGUAAAAAUAUCCAAUCCUUCGGGCCAGCCCUAGGAGAGCUGUUAAUCAGCUCAGUGGUCUGGUAAAACUAAGAUAAACUUAACUUAUAGCUACCAGCACACGGAUUUCCAUUUUACAUGUUUUAAAUAUUAAGUACUGUUUUCUUGGGUAUGAUAAAGUUUCUCUAAUUUUACUAUUUAACAGUUCUCGUGCUCAAACCAAUAAAUGAAGGACUGACUGUCAACGCGUAAGUCUCAGAAACUUCACCAGUGUGCGCAAGGUGUUAUGAUGAUUACACUCUUAAAUUCCACAUUUUUAAUUACUCCAGGAAACAAAAUGGGAGGUGUUACAUGUUUAUUAGAGUUUGAGUGUCCAUUUGUGUCAGACUGACACCUCGAGAGCGCCAGAAUAGAAUUAGCUGGAGCUGACGUUUCUCGAGAUGACAAACUCUCUGGAGAAAUCAUUUCAGAGAUGACGAAUAUUUCUUGCAAUGGAAACCCAAUAUAAGCUAGGUACUUUCGACUGUGUAUAUAUAUAUAUAUAUAUAUAUAUAUAUAUAUAUAUAUAUAUAUAUAUAUAUCUUAUAAUGUAAAAUUUGUAAUGCAAUUAUAAUUGUGGUAAUAUGAUUAAUUCACCUCAGAACCUGUGUAUCAUGUUAUGAAAUGUAUGUUUUGUGUUCAGAUUCCCAAAUUUAAAGAUAACACAUGUUAAGUAAGGCGGAGAGAGGAAAGACGUAUGUAAGACAGAGAGAGAGAGAGAGUAACAGAGAAGGUUGUUAUUCACACCUCGCGAAGGCCUGACCCAGCCGAUUUCUUUAUCGGCGCAAACACGUGCGUAAGACCUCCCAGGCCGCAUUGAGUCCUUGAGGUUCCGUACAAUGAUGUUAUUCAUGGUUUAACAUAGAGAGAUGAUAUAAUAUGUUUUCGUCUUAAACUAGAUGCUAAUCGCCCAUCCGCUUAUGGGAAUAGAAAACCUUUCAUUCGAUUUUGAGACCUAGCCGCUGGCAUGAGGGAUAGGAUCUCUCUCUCUCUCUCUCAAAAUCUCUCUCUCUCUCGCUCGCUCGGUUGCGAGGCUGUUUCAGUAACUUAACGUAACUCACAUUAAUUUUAUAUUCGAGCUGGUCACUCAUAAUUCUUAGUAAAAUAUGUGUUGUUUGUGGAAUCUGAACAUAGUAUUAUUUCUAUUGGUUUUGUGAAGGCACCCACGAAAGUGUAAGUGUGUAACAGGCCUUUAAGCGGCAGCUGCGUAAACAGGUAUUUUUACAAAUGUUUUGAAGUGCACUUCGAGGUUUUAUUUUACCAUUGGAUAAAAUUAUAAUUUUUAAACACAUUUAUCUUUUGCUUUGUUCUUUUGACAUAUCCAAUUUUAUAUGCUUAAUGUUUGUACUGUCAAUACUUUAAUUGUUUUCAUAUUAUGCAUUAUGUUUUUGCAUUGUUUUUUUUUUUGUUUAAUUAGUUUGAAUAAUAUUCUAUUAUGUAAUUCUUUGAAUCUAACACUUGCAAAUUAAUUUGUAUUUAAUUGAAUAUAAUUUCAAAUUUAAUUAUUGCUUUAUGAUUUAAUUUAAUUAUUUUCUUGAUAAACUUUGAUUUAAUUUUGCUUAAUAAUUAAUUCAAGAAUUAAUUAAACUUUUGUUUUCAAGUAAUAACAAUUUCCCUGAGAUUGUGAAUUUCACUUAUAAAUUUUGAAUUUAGAAAUAAAAUUUUGUAUUCGAAAUUUAUAUGAGCAUUUUAUUAUAUCACCAGUAUUAUAUUUUAUUUUUUUGUUUAGGUAGAAAUAUAGAGUGAUAAUUGUGACGUUUCCCACAAAUAAAACAGAAUCAGGGAAAUACUUAGAUUUGAAAUUGCAGGAGUGAUGCCCUUUAUUUAAGAUUACCUCACACCUAUUUUAAUGAACUUAGACUGAUUGUUUUCUUGACUGUUCAGUUAAAAAAGGGAUCACUAUUACCUUUAGAGUAUUCAGUCGUUUAGUAUUUGUGAUGAAGGGUCAGAUGUCUGGCUGUAGUGAGGUAAGUAAUAACCAGGUACUUGAACAAACUGUGCCCUAAGUACAAAGGGUGUCCCAGACCCAGGAAUAAAAGGGUCUCUUGUACUAGCAAGUACAAAUGGUAAGUGUAGUAACCAGAUACUUGGCAAUUUGGGUUAAAAAAUAUUAAUGGUGUCCAGACACAGAUCUCUGACUACUUCAUGCACCAAGUAUUAAUGGUAUCCAGACCCAGAUACUCUAGGCCACUUCGCCACAAGUAUUAAUGGUGCCCAGAGACCCGGGAUAUUUGGCACUUUAUGUACCAAGUAUCAAUGAUCCCCAGAAACCAGGGAGGAAAACAAAUCACAUUAUCACUCUAGCUUAUACUGGUGGUGUUAGAAGAGUGACCAUAUAUUUGUUUUUGCAUUUUAUUGUAUGUAUUUGAGAAAAAUGGCUCCAUUCGAUACUCAGGAAUUUUUAGCAGCCCCUUCCAUCCAAGUGUUGUCUGAAACUACUCUGACUAAGGCACAGUGGAGUGUUCUAGCAGUAGCAUGUGGUUGUCAUGUGUCUAGUAGCAUGAUAAAAGCACAAAUCAAAUGCAUUGUCAUGCAAGCAUUGAUAGACUCUGGUAGAAUAACUGAUGAUGAUGAGUUAGAACUGGCUCAAGAGUUGUUGAAUGAAGCACAGGCGGAUUUUAUAAAUAAACAAGUAGAAAAGAAAGAGAAAAGUGAUGCAGAGUUAGAAAUCAGAUGCAUAGAAGCAGAAGAAAGUUUGAUUAAGCUGAAAAUACAGGCUGAAAGAGAGAGAAUGCAAGCUGAAAAAGACAGAGUAAACAGGGAAAAACAAGAAAGAAGAGAAAGAGAAGAAGAAAAAGCAGCAGAAGAUGAAAGGCAAAGGAUAAAAGAGGAAAGAGAAAUUGCAAGACAUGAAAGGGAGAUGGAAUUGAUAAGAGCUAGAUCCACAUUACCUGCAACACCGUCUAACCCUAACCAUGGUAAUCAAGACCCUGCAUUUGAUGUAGUAAGAGUGCAGAAAUUAAUCCCUAAGUUUACUGAAGAGGCUCCAGAUGAGUUCUUUGAUCACUUUGAGAAAGUGGCUUCAGGUAUGGGAUGGCCAGAAGAUAAAUGGUCAGUUUUGCUACAAAGUGUCUUGAUUGGUAAAGGGAGAAGCGCUUACUUAGCCUUAACAGCUGAUCAGUGUAAAGACUAUAAGGUGCUCAAACAUAAUGUGCUACAAGUAUACAAGUUGACCCCAGAGUACUACAAUGAAAGAUUCAGAAACUUAAGAAAGGAUGAAAAAGUAACUUUCUUGGAUUACGCUUAUAAAGUGAGAAGGUGUUUUAAAAGAUUGGUUGGCAGGCAAGCCUAA
Molecule: messenger RNA, 3983 nt
Organism: Macrobrachium nipponense
Lineage: Eukaryota; Metazoa; Arthropoda; Malacostraca; Decapoda; Palaemonidae
Exons: 2
Coding region: 3051-3983 (310 amino acids)
Source: RefSeq, a predicted model, not a curated record